CGUGUAUUUAAACUCAAAUACUAUUUAUCUCUCUUCCUCGACACUCUAGAGUUGCCAUAUACACUUGCAUCACUAUUCAUCAUGACUACACAAACUAUGAAGGCUGUCAACUAUCAAGGCCCUUACAAGGUCAAGGUUCAGGAUAUUGAACUUCCUAAGCUGGAGCAUCCUGACGACGUCAUUGUCAAGGUUACGACUGCUGCUAUCUGUGGCUCCGACUUACACAUGUAUGAAGGCCGAACAGCAGCAGAACCCGGCAUUACCUUUGGUCAUGAGAACAUGGGCAUUGUCGAACAGCUUGGCGAAGGUGUCACGCUGCUAAAGAAAGGAGACCGAGUCGUCAUGCCCUUCAACGUCGCUGAUGGCCGAUGCCGUAACUGUGAAGAGGGCAGAACUGCUUUCUGCACUGGUGUCAACCCCGGAUUUGCCGGAGGUGCUUAUGGCUAUGUCGCCAUGGGCCCUUAUCGGGGAGGACAGGCACAGUAUAUCCGAGUUCCUUAUGCCGACUUCAACGCUCUCAAGCUCCCUGCUGGCAAGGAGCAUGAAGCUGAUUUCAUUCUUCUCGCUGAUAUCUUCCCUACCGGGUGGCACGGCGUUGAAAUUUCUGGUUUCCGAUCAGGCGAGAGCGUCGCUGUCUUCGGUGCUGGGCCCGUCGGCCUCAUGGCCGCUUACUCCGCCGUUCUUCGUGGCGCAUCCAGAGUAUUCGUUGUUGAUCGUGUUCCCGAGCGUCUUCAGGCCGCCGAGAAGAUCGGCUGCACGCCAAUUGAUUUUUCAAAGGGAGAUGCUGUUGACAUGAUCAUCAAGGCCAACGACGGAGAGGAGGUUGACCGAUCUGUUGAUGCUGUCGGCUACCAGGCGGUCAGUAAAAGCGGCGAUACUGAGCAGCCCAACAUUGUAUUGGAGAACAUGAUUAAAGUGACAAGAGCUUGUGGUGGACUGGGUAUUCCUGGUCUUUACGUCCCUAGUGAUCCUGGUGCUUCUGAUGAGGCAUCAGCAAAGGGGAUGAUCAGCCUUAGCUUUGGCAAGCUAUUUGAAAAGGGACUUACUAUUGGCACUGGCCAAUGUAAUGUCAAGUCUUACAACAGAUAUCUCCGAGAUCUUAUUAUUUCUGGUCGAGCUAAGCCCAGCUUCGUUGUCUCGCAUGAGAUCAACAUUGAAGAAGCUGAAGUAGCUUAUGAGAAGUUUGACAAGCGAAUUGACGGAUAUACGAAGGUUCUUAUUCACCCUAAUGGUGGUUUCUAAAAUUGGUACAAGACGUAAAAGCUGUGGAGUGCCUAAUAAGAGCAUGUUGGGGAGAGUUAUAUGUAUCUGUAAGUGGUGCUUGUGAGGCUGGGAGCGUUGUAUCUGGCAUUGGUGAGGUGUAUUGAAGUUUAAGGAAGUAUUCAUAGCGCGAAAUCGAUCAUUUGCAUCUUGCCAUAAAGGCAGCACACCCUCCACUUCUGUUGCUAUAUAAUCUAAAUAGGGAUAACUCACAAUGAUACUUACAUGGCAACUUGUCAUGAGCUAGAGAAAGGCUGUUUAGAUCUUCA
Molecule: messenger RNA, 1529 nt
Organism: Fusarium odoratissimum NRRL 54006
Lineage: Eukaryota; Fungi; Ascomycota; Sordariomycetes; Hypocreales; Nectriaceae
Product: alcohol dehydrogenase
Exons: 6
Coding region: 82-1242 (386 amino acids)
Molecular function (GO): zinc ion binding; oxidoreductase activity
Source: RefSeq, a predicted model, not a curated record